Notechis scutatus (mainland tiger snake) is the source of this 1116-nucleotide messenger RNA. NCBI's taxonomy places the organism in Eukaryota, Metazoa, Chordata, Lepidosauria, Squamata, Elapidae. The record is from RefSeq and is a predicted model, not a curated record.
AUGGCCUCGGGCAGCUACCGGUGCAACCGGACUCUGAGACUCGAAGCAGGUCAGUCGGUGCUGCCCGGCUCGUUACUCUUCGCGGCGGGGCUGCUGGGCAACGUGUUGGCAUUGGGGCUGCUGUGGCAGCACCACCUGAAGGCGAAGUUGCAGCGCGGCCAGGGGCGCCCGCGGGCGUCCGCCUUCUACCUUCUGGUGAGCACCCUGGCCGCCACCGACCUGCUGGGCAAGUGUCUGCUGAGCCCGAUCGUGCUGGCCGCCUAUGCUCAGAACCGCAGCCUCAUCGACCUGUGGCCGCCCGCCGCAACCAGCGAAGUCAGCCUGCCCGGGGAGGAAGCGAUCCGCUCCCCGGGCAGGCUGUGUCAGCUGUUCGCUUUCCUCAUGGCUUUCUUCGGCUUGGCGUCCACCAUGCUGCUGCUGGCCAUGGCCCUGGAGUGCUGGCUCUCGCUCGGCCAGCCUUACUUCUACGAACACCACACCAGCCGGCGUUGGGGCGGGCUGCUCACCGGCGCGGCGACCGUCCUCUGCGCUCUCUUCUGCGCCCUGCCGCUCCUGGGCUUCGGCAGCAACGUCCAGUACUGUCCGGGCACGUGGUGCUUCGUUCGCAUGGCCGGCGACGGACGGCUCUAUUCGGUGCUCUACGCUACCCUGCUGGGCUUGCUGGUGCUGGCCGUCGGCCUGUGCAACCUGGGCAGCAUGAGGAGCCUCUAUCGGAUGGCGCGUCGCCAGCCCCCGCGCAGGACCCACCCGAUUGACCCGCAGGGCGCAACCGCGCCUUCCAGGACCCCUUCCUCCGGCCGCACCGAGGAGUUGGGCCAGUUGGUCCUGCUGGCGCUCAUGACCGCCCUUUUCACCGUCUGCUCCCUGCCGUUGAUCAUCCGAGCUUACAUUGGAGCAUUUGCCCCUGAUGAAAAUGAGGCAGCAGAUCUUACAGCCCUCCGUUUUUUCUCUGUCAAUUCCAUAGUGGAUCCCUGGGUCUUCAUCAUUUUUCGGACAUCCAUAUUUCGCAGUUUGCUCCAGCAGUUUUCUAGGAGGCUGAGUUUGAAGAAGGAUCUGCAUUCCCAAGAUCAGCUCCUAGGAACUUAUCAGAGGAAAGAAUCCAAUAACAUACCAUAA